AUUUGCAAAAAAGUCUUUAAUCCUUGAUUUUAAUACUAGUCUAUUAAUUUAAUCCUCUUCUUUUGUUGACUCAACCUCUGGAAGGUGCCGUAAGUUUCCGGAUUCAUUGUGGGCACUACGUGCGUGCUUACAGUUUUUAUGCAUGUAUUGGUGGAUGGCAGGUUCUACCGGCGUGCGGCAGCGGAGCGCGGCCCAGGGGGGCAUACUUACUACGUGAUUAAUCCGCGCCCCCUACCCCCGCCCCCCCGGGCGGCAGGCGGUGGGCCGCGGCCGGGCGCUCCGUACUCGCGCCGGGUUUCCUCGUCCCCGCGCCUCACGGCCACUCACUACGCACGGGGCUCCGCGUAGUGCCACUGCCAGUCGCGCUGCGACCUGCGCCGACGUCGCACAUCGUUCGCGUAUUUCUGAUCGUCACAUCGACCCGUCAUAUCAUUCAUGCAGAUCUCUGCCCGUUGAUUUACCUGCUGUGACCGCAGCGAGAAGACGCGCGACCCGCGAGUGACAAACAAAAGCGGCCGUCGCAUCCGUGCACUUUUCCUUCGGUAUUUGAACGCACGGAACCAGUUAAGAGUGAACGAUAGACUUUUCCUCGGAUGAGACCUCCGGCUUACCGCCGUUGUAGUGAUCCACGGCCUGCGAUGCUGCGCCCGUGACCGUCUCAAGACAAUACCACGAAACGUCAUCAGAUGAUUUCGGCGAGCUUGCCCGGCGAGGCGCUCGCCCAGCUGCAGCUCGGGCAGCUGAGCCAUCAACUGUACCCUCCGCCGUCGGGCGGCAUGACUCCAGAGUUCCUGGCGCCUCCUCCGCGCCCGUACGCGCGCUACCCCACGCGCCGCCCCGCACCCCGGGAGCCCAUGCCCGCACCCCCGCCGCCCAGCGCGCCAUUCCCAACCGUACCGGCAUACACACCCUUUCUACCGCACCAUGCUUCCUAUGCGUAUUUGUACCGAUCGAGGGCGCAGCAGUCUCCGAACUACCAACACCGUCCGUAUUCAUCCGGUUUCGUGCCGCCAUCGCCCGCGCCGGCACCGCAGUCACCGCCGGUUUCUGCGCCCGCCCCCGCACCACCUCCGCGAGAGGAAUCACCCAGAUCUCCAGAGCGCGCCGUUCCCGCUCCAUAUUUCUGUCGAGGUGCGCUGAUUCGACUUGAGGAUGGUUCGCUGAGGCGUGUCGAGGAGAUGCGCACGGAAGACUUUGUUAUGAGUGCAGAUCGUAUUGGUGAACUGGCACUCACGCAGUGUACCGUCCUGAGGCUAGACGAGCGGGGCGACAAACUAGCACUUACGCUUACAUACGGAAGGAAUCGCUCUCAGGUGGAGUUAGAGUCGACCGUGGAACAUCCGUUCUUCGUGUACGGUCGGGGAUGGGCGUCAUAUAAACCUGAGCGUACGUUGGCACAAUACGGCCUGCGUGUACAUCGGCUUCAGAUAGGAGAUGUGUUCGUGUCAUUGGCCCCGAGAAAACAUGCGUCACCCGCGCCUCCCGCCCCCAGCUCUAUGCCACCGUCGGCACCUCCACAGACACAUCCAGAGAACCUUAGUGUCAAAGAGGAUGCCCGUAAAAGACGCUGGUCAGCCUCCGAUGUAUGCGAAGAAGACCAUCCACCCCUCAAAAAACGUUGAGUCAACGGGCCAUACGUCAAAUGUCCGAAACGUGUGGACUAUAAUUAAAUGUGUUGUGAUCGCCUUCGUUGCAGUUUCCAGCUGUUUUCCAACUGUUUUCAUUAUAUCAACUGAAUUCUUGUGGACGGUACGUCACUAGUAAUUCAGUUGGUGAUCAAGCCGUAGCGGACUGCAGGUGUUCCGGCCCCAGUGAGUCGGGUUGCGUAAAUUUUGACCAUCGUUCUUGUUCAUUAUAAUUUGCGCAGUUUCUGCAGCGAUCGGCCGACCACUAUGGUACGCUUAUUCUAUUCGGGAAUUCUAGGUGCUUUUUACUGUCGGGUGCUUCUGUACGCGUUUGUGUACGACGUUGUAAAUAUGUAAGUAACUUAGGUCAAACUUAAAUGUUACACUCCAUGACUAAUUAAUUCACUGUCACAAAAGUACCGUUGGUUAUCCGCGCGUGAUUUGAUUGAAAACCUCUAUUAUUCUGCAUUACUAAACUAAAAAGGUUUUCGUUAAAAAAGUUAUAAUAAAGAUUCAAGUCUCAACUAUGUAUGAAUUAAGUCGGAUUUUUUUAAUGAGCACAAAAACAAUAAAAAAUAGGUUUCGAAACUUAAAUUAGGGUAGAAAUUGUGAUAACCAAUGAGAUUUCAAGAGGGCAGAGCGAACGUCUGUGUGCAUGACAUACAUGGCGUCGCAUUUUUAAGACAUAAAGGUACAAUGAAUGUUAGGUCGUAUGUUUUAGCAGUUUAGGGCUGACGUGUGCUUAUCUCCGAUUUGCGAUUUCCGUGUUUAGUUUUUCCAAGCAGUCAUGUCAAGGCUCCGUUUUUCUCCGAAGGUUGUGACUGCAAACAUAUCUGUGGUGAUUUCAUAGCGCGCCUAUAAUUUCUCUCACGCGUUAGAAUAGUGUGUAUCAGACUCUUUCCAUUGUAAUUCAUUAAACGAAGGUUGCAGAUUCUCUUGACAAAUAAUUGAAACGUAUUUUAUAAAUGUUGAUAUAAUGAUAGGUACAUAAUAUGUAUAUUGUAAAAAUUUGAUAUGUAUAGUGAUCAUGGUUAUUUAGAUGUCAUCUUUAUUGCUUUUGACGUCCAUGUGUGAUACACAUAAAACUUUUCUAUGAGAAGAUGUAUACAUAAUAAACACACAGUCUGUGAUAUUUUGUAGUUAUUGGUCGGAGUGGGUAUGAAGUAUUGCUUGAUUAAAAGGAAUAUAUGUUUUUAGGAAUAUAAGAACGUUAUUGGUAAGAAAUUGUAUAGUUGUUGUAUACUCAAACAAAAUGAAUACGCUAAAAAAAUAGUAAAAGAUAAAUUAAAAAAAGUAGCGUCUGUGAUUAAUAUACAUAUAACGUUAUGUUACAUAACGACAAACGCAUGGCCAUAUCAAAAUCAUAUUAAUUUUAUAUAAAUCAUUAAGUUCGACAUAUUGUAUUAUUUGUUUCUCGAACUGCAAUAACUAUGCUAAAACAAAACGUAACGAAAAUUAUAUUUGGAUAUCGCGAAUUCCAAACGCUCACGAUUACUGUACGAGCUUAUAAUGAAAUAGUAAUUUUCAGUUACAGUAUAUAUUUUGGCAACAAAUCUGGUUGCACGGUCUUCCGCGAUGUAUUACCGACGAACACCGAGAUAUGUUACACGAUGAGAACUUGCCAAAAAUAUUUAGUUAGCCGACUAAGCGACUGAACUCAACAGUGUGGAACAUACGGUUGUAUUUUAGAAGGGUUGUUUUCAUUGUACCGUUAAACGCUACAUGCUUAUUAUAAAUAAUUCAUUAUUUUAACCGUCGACAACAGAACGCAUAGUGCGAACACCAAUCGCACGAACGAUCUUUGGUGUUGUAAAAAAAUUUAUUAACGAUUCGUUGUAUAUUGUAUGUAAAUCUAGUUUAAUCGUCUUUAUAUUAUAUUAAUAUUUGUAAUUGUAAUGAAAGAUCUCAUUUUAUUAAUCGGUAUUUUCUAACAAGGCGCUUUCAUUAGAUCAUGACUAAGCCUACCUCACAAAUUAAGACUAGUGCAUCGCCGCGGACGCGCGCGAGCCGGUCGCUAUAAAGUCUAAACAAGAUCUCAAUUUGAUGAAAAUGAACUUUUAAAAAGACUGGGACGCUUUACUGAAUGUUGUGGGAUAGUAGUUUCUUUGAGGAUAUUACUUAAAUUAUGAGAUAAGGAGCAUUUAUUUUGGGGGGCGCGAGCUCGUUUCGUGGUUAUCUUGCAAGGCUCCGCUUUCGACAUAUUCAAUGAACCAAUUUAGUACAAAAUUCGUUAAAAAAAAAACAAAAGUAUUAUUACCCAAAAUUUUUAAUUCCGAAAGUAUUAAUUUUAAUUCGAUGAAAGUACUAUUUUAUUCUUGUUUUACGUGUUCUGUUCAGGCACAAUCAUGCUCGAUAUAACUAAACGAAAUUUUGAAAGUCGCGGCUAGUGUUGAUCAUAAAACUGCCUUCGCCUCUACGUAGGUACAUUUAGUCGAUAAAACUCAUAAACGAAAGGAUGUAUGAGCAGAAUGUUUCAAUAACUCUUCGUUCACACAUUUAUUAUUAGUGAUGACAAUUUCCUUCCCUGACCGAAUAUUUCGGGAAUUAAAAAAAAAACGAUACGACCGGCAUUUAAAACAGACUUGAGUAACUAUAAAAUUCGUCAUAUACGUAAACCAGAGGCUGACGUAAUUUCAAUAAAUGAAUUUAAAACACUUGUAUAGAAUCAAUUUCCGUGACAACACAAUUCACUGAACGUUUGUUAUGAAUGAAUUUGUUUUAUGCAAAUCGUCGAAUACUUCAUGAUAACAAAAUGUAGCGUUGCUUGUUAAAAUCAAUACAGAGUCGUAGUCAGUUAACGUUUUAACAAAAAAAAUUAUCCAUUUAAUUAAUCAUAUUUAAUUCUGUCGCUCUAAAACAUUUAGGGUCGAUUCAACCAAACAAGAGUAAAUCUUAUUCUUAGAAUAACUCGUCAGUUAAUCGAGAGUAAAUCAAUUUUACGUUUUACCAACUACAAUUCUAAGAAUAGUGGGCCUAUUCGGGAAUUGUUACUAUACCGCCGUUUCGCACGGAAUAACGGAGCUAUUCCUAGAAUAAAUUAAUGGCGUCUGUCAGUCCAACAUCUGAUUUCUGUCAUUUCAUAAAUAUUUAUUCUGUUUUAAUUUCAAGUCAACGCAAUGCACUAAAUGAUUAUUAAUAGUCUGAAUGCAACGUUUAAACGAAAAAAGAUAAAACCACACGACAAAACUUGACAAUUCCCUCAAACAAACAAGAAAUAAAAAUAAUACGUUUGACAGCUGGAUAUCUUACACAACAGCUACUUUUUCACACUAAAAUACGGCAAAAUCGAGUUGACGAUUUGUAUGCUCUUACACUAUUAUUAUUAUUAUUAUUAAUGCUUUAUUUCAGUUAUUUUUUUUUUUUUUAAAACCAUAACAUUUUGUUAGUAAUAAUUACUUAUAAUCUAUGUUAGUAACUUAAAAAUCUAACACAUAACUAUCAUUAUAUUAUACAUUUUAUACCAUUAUAUAUUAUUAUUUUUCUCCUUCCAAGUGCCUACUGCAAAGGCUAUUGAUCAGCAGUCCCUCGAUCUUGCUCGAUAUGAUUCUCAAAAGACUGUUGUCACUGUCACGAACUCGACGCAAUAACGAUGCACUUCUCUUCCGCAUUAUUGCAAAGAAGUCAUCGGUGUGAGAUGUCGCAAACAUUGUGGAUGCACUACAAAAGCGCGGCAGUGACAACAUCAUCCUAAACGCAUUAUUAUAUUGGACACGUAGGGCAUUGUAAGCUCUCCGCGUGUAUGUGGUCCACAGACUACUGGCGUAAAAAUUCUGGCAAUAAGCUUUAAAAAUUGUAAGUUUGACAUAGCUAUCGCAACCAGUAAAUCUGCGGGCCAGCAUGUUGCAUCUUACUAUCAACGCCCUACGCUCCCUAUCUAUAUCAAAAUCAAUCACUAUGCCGUUGAACAACAACAUUUAUUUGCCGGAUUUUAUUUUUGUUCACCAUUCACUCUGCUAUUCGCGUAUUGUUAUUCCUAGCGCAAGUAUACGUGGAAAAACGACUAUGAAUUUACUCGAGAUUAAAAUCAUGGAAUAGGUUAUUCCUCGUAUAGUUACUCGAGUUUAAAUUUAAGUUUGGUCGAAUCCGCCCUUAGUCAAACAAAACAAUAUGUAACUAAUCACCAUAAUCAACAUCUGACUACGACCCUGAUUCAUUAUGAUUGCGUGAAUCACUUAAGUGUUGAAAGCGUAGUGACAAAAUUGUUUAUACGUAUUAAGAGAUUCGUGAAUUAUUUGAUGUUGCCAAUUUUAGGUACGGCCAGUAAUGGUUUCAUAGUCCGUAAUGUUAGUUUAAAUACCGCUCACUAACAACUCAGAGGUGUUGCAAAGAGGACAGACAACAUAACGAAUACAACAAAACAUGAUAAUUUAAUAAAUUCACAAGUACCGUGCGUACAAGUUAAAUAAGGUUUAUUAUUGUAACCAAACACAAAUCAAAGCACACUUUAUGAUGAUUUUCGUCAAAUUUACAAAGUCAGUUUUAUUUGCAACGCCUAGUUUGACACAAAAAUGAUUGUGCCAUUCUGAAAAGGACGUGUCCAUAAGGCGUUCCGCAAAGUUCCAUGAAUUUUAAAAACCUCACAGAUGAAAAUCUUCAAAACUUUCGAAUGCCUAUGGAUGUGCCCUUAUAUUCCAUUUGUUUGUGGUAAGAAAAAAUAAUCUUCUUGCCAUGAACGAUAUUGUUAUAUUACAUAUUGGGAACAGUAGUAGAUAUAUAUUUAGAUAAAUAUAAUAAUUGUUAAAAUGUUUAUAAAGUAAUAAUGCACUGUUUCCAGCAUGUAGAGAUCGGAUAUAAUUGUGUCAUUAAAUUUUAAAUAAAUAUAUGAAAUGUUAUAAAUACAGUAAAUACAAAAGGAUUAUAUAUUUUAUUGUAUAGCGGAAUGAGUACUAUUACAGAUUUAUUGUAAAUGGACGGAAGUGUUAUAGAUCGAGAAUAUGUUAAUGAAUAAGUGAAAUGUUUGUAAAAAGAAGAGAAAAAUAUGUAUUACUGAUUAUUUGAUAA
Molecule: messenger RNA, 6626 nt
Organism: Bombyx mori (domestic silkworm)
Lineage: Eukaryota; Metazoa; Arthropoda; Insecta; Lepidoptera; Bombycidae
Gene: Atx-1
Product: ataxin-1-like
Exons: 4
Coding region: 687-1622 (311 amino acids)
Biological process (GO): regulation of DNA-templated transcription
Molecular function (GO): protein binding; RNA binding
Source: RefSeq, a predicted model, not a curated record